UAACUCUCUCUCUCUCUCUCUUUCUCAUACACACAUAAACUCUCUCCCUCUCACCCACAUACACAUAAAGCAUCACAAAGUUGGUUUUCUUUUUUUCAUUUUGACCAAAGUUGUCACACAUCCUCUCCUCCUUUUGAUAUCUCUCUCUCUCUCUCUCUCUAGAUUAUAUAUAAUAUCAAGAAAAUUAAUAAACAUGGUUGUUAAUGAUCAGAAUGAAGAAGAUGAUUUGGAAACCGAAAAGAAGAACAAGUUGGCCAUUGUUCCAACCACACUUGCCACCAUUGAAUCCUUAACCUUCCCUCUUGUUCAAGAAGUUGUUGUUUCAGCUGAUAUUAGAUGCAAAAAUUGUCAAGAUAGAGUAGCUCACAUAGUCUCCAGAUUAAAUGGCGAAGCGGAGUCUAUGGAGAUUAGCUUGAAGGAAAAGAAGGUAAUCCUUACAAUGACCCGUAGACAUCCAAAAGCGGCCAAAGUGCCUGAAAACGAACGUCGACGUGCAACAAUCUACAAAAACCGAGCUAACAAAUCUUCUUUGGUUAAAAGGAUUUUUCACUCGUCUUCUGGUUGAUUUCUUCGGUGGAUGGAUUACAAUACAUAAAUAGAAAUGGUUGUUAUAUAACAUAAAUCAAUGAUAUGUAAAUGUUUGAGUUAUCAUGUAGGUUAUAUAGUUCCCUUAUUGAUUAUUUUUUUAUUU
Messenger RNA from Helianthus annuus (common sunflower), 691 nucleotides. RefSeq lists its product as uncharacterized. The coding region runs from base 194 to 565 and encodes 123 amino acids. The transcript is spliced from 3 exons. Gene Ontology annotation, molecular function: metal ion binding. The record is from RefSeq and is a predicted model, not a curated record. Lineage: Eukaryota; Viridiplantae; Streptophyta; Magnoliopsida; Asterales; Asteraceae.